AUUGCAAGUUGCAAGGCGGGACAGAGGGCGGAAGCUCCAAAGUCAUAUGAUCGAUUCGUGAUAGCUCUUGCUGUUCGCCGUUCGCCUAUCGCCUAUCGCACGUCGCACAUCGCAAAGAUGGCCAGCCAGACGCAGGGUAUUCAGCAGCUUCUGACCGCCGAGAAGCGCGCUGCGGAAAAGGUCUCGGAUGCUAGAAAACGUAAAGCACGCCGUCUGAAGCAGGCUAAAGAAGAAGCUCAGGAUGAAAUUGAGAAAUAUCGGCAGGAACGCGAGAAACAAUUUCGUGAGUUUGAAGCCAAACAUAUGGGUUCAAAAGAAGAUGUAGCUGCACGCAUCGAGGCAGAUACACGAAUCAAGAUAGAAGAAAUGAAUCAGACCGUUGCUGUGCACAAAAACGCGGUCAUGCUUAAGAUUUUGGACUUGGUGUAUGAUAUCAAGCCAGAAUUGCACAACAAUUAUCGCAUUGAGCUCUAAGCCACAGGAAUUGCAUCUAAUAGUUAUAAAUAAUAUAAUAUAUAUUAAUGCUAUAUAUAAAUGUACACAUUAAAUAUUACUGUUCACUUACACUAUAUCUUACGUAUUUAUCGCUGUUAUAUCGUAUAUGACGUGUUACAUUUUAUUGAAAUAACUGUAUACAAUGUAGCUUUAGAUAGUCAUACUCAAACUAUUACUAGAAUCUUUUUUCCGCAAUUGUUACACGACAACCAUAUUGUCCAUAUUGUUAUUAUCGCUGAGCUGUUUUUGUCGGCACGUGUUUGGAUAGUUUGAGAAUUGCUGUAAUAAAUCACAUUGAAAAAAAAAAAAAAAGAAGUAUGGAUAUGAAGUAUCGUCCGGUGUGUCAUGGCCUAGACACAUUGGAACGAUAUAUUAUCAUCAAGAUAGAUAUGACUAAAGUGAUCUAGGGUGAUGGUAAAGAAUUCUAUGUUGUUAUAAAUGUAUAUAUAUUAGAUGUCAUUCCAUGAUUUCUGUCGCAUCGAGGACGCGAAACUUAACAAGAUUUUUUUUCUACAGCUUUUCGUGGUUUACGGACGCGCUCCCAAUCGAUAGUGAACCAUGUAACGUUGUAGUAACAUUUAAACUUAUUUUAUCUUUUAAAGCUAUUGUGUGACCUUUCGAAAUGAGUAACUUUGUCUCAUACACAUACACAUCCUGUCUGUAUAAGUUGAUUGGUUGUCUGUACAGUAUUAUAUAGUGUCCAAAAAUAAAAAAAAAAAGG
Molecule: messenger RNA, 1216 nt
Organism: Formica exsecta
Lineage: Eukaryota; Metazoa; Arthropoda; Insecta; Hymenoptera; Formicidae
Gene: Vha13
Product: V-type proton ATPase subunit G
Exons: 4
Coding region: 118-474 (118 amino acids)
Biological process (GO): proton transmembrane transport
Cellular component (GO): vacuolar proton-transporting V-type ATPase complex
Molecular function (GO): proton-transporting ATPase activity, rotational mechanism
Source: RefSeq, a predicted model, not a curated record